CCACAAACAUUGUUCAGUAAAAUGGGCUUGCUGAGCAAAGGAAUUCUUUAAGCCUGCCUUCAGGGCAAGGUUGUCAACCUCUAGCCCUCCUCUCCUCCAUCUUUCUACACUGUAGAAUUUUACAUUCUAAAAUGUACGGAGUUCAAAAUGGAUUCCUCACAUUUUGAGCAAAAGAUAGAAGAAGGUAGUUUGAUCUCAUAUAGCCUUUGUGCAUUUGAAUUCUUCUUCUUCUUCUUCUAUCUUUUGCUGUGAAAGGAAAGGAGGGGAAAAUGGAGAAAAAAGGGACCAUCUUGAUGCAAAAAUAUGAGCUUGGGAGGUUGCUUGGUCAAGGGACCUUUGCAAAGGUAUAUCAUGCAAGAAACAUCAAGACAGGGCUCAGCGUCGCUGUCAAAAUCAUCGAUAAAGAGAAGGUGAUGAAGGUUGGUUUGAUUGAUCAAAUCAAACGCGAAAUUUCUGUCAUGAGCCUGGUUAAACACUCCAAUGUUGUCCAACUCUACGAGGUCAUGGCUAGCAAGACUAAAAUAUAUUUUGCCAUGGAAUUUGUCAAAGGUGGGGAGCUUUUCAAUAAGGUGGCAAAAGGGAGACUCAAAGAAGAUGCUGCAAGAAAAUAUUUCCAACAAUUGAUUGCUGCAGUUGAUUUUUGCCACAGCAGAGGGGUGUACCACCGCGAUCUCAAGCCAGAAAAUCUCCUUCUUGACGAGAAUGGAAAUCUCAAAGUUUCAGACUUUGGAUUGAGUGCAUUGCAUGAAUCAAGAAGGCAAGAUGGUCUCCUCCAUACAACCUGUGGAACACCAGCCUAUGUUGCCCCAGAGGUGAUCAAUAAGAAAGGGUAUGACGGGGAAAAGGCCGAUAUUUGGUCGUGUGGAGUCAUUCUUUUUGUUUUGCUCGCUGGUUAUCUUCCAUUUCAUGAUACAAAUUUGAUGGAUAUGUAUAAGAAGAUAAGCAGAGGAGAGUUCAAGUGCCCGCAAUGGUUUCCCCCCGAGGUCAAGAAGCUCAUGUCGCGAAUUCUUGAUCCAAAUCCAUGUACCAGAAUGCCAUUGUCUAAAAUCAUGGAAAAUUCUUGGUUCAAAAAGGGAUUCAAACAGAUUGCAAUUCCAAUUCCUGAUCUUGAUGGCGCUGAUUGGGAGGAGUUUGAAUCACCACGUGGUGUUCUGGACAUUCAUGACGUAUGUAAAUCAGAUUCAGAGGGAAUUCAUCAGCACAAGGAAGAAGUCAUAACUAGGACAAUGAAACCAACUUGUUUGAAUGCAUUCGACAUCAUAUCUCUCUCACCUGGCUUCGAUUUAUCUGGCCUAUUUAUUAAAGAUGUAAAUUGCAAAUCAGAAGCUCGAUUCACCACGCAAAUGCCACCAUCAAUGGUCGUGGCAAAGUUGGAGGAAAUUGCAGCUAUAGAUAGUUUUAAGGUGAAGAAGAAAGAUGGCAUGGUGAAAUUGCAAGGCAACAAAGGCGGUCGAAAAGGGCUGCUUGCAAUAGAUGCAGAGAUUUUUGAAGUCACUCCUUCAUUUCACAUGGUGGAGGUGAAGAAGAGGGCAGGAGACACAAUGGAAUACAAGAAAUUCUGUGAUCAAGAAUUGAGGCCUUCACUCAAGGGCAUUGUAUGGGAUUGGCAAGACAUUACCAACAAAGAACUACCUCGGAAUUAACAAUCCAGAGGAUCAGAUAUGAGUGCAAUUACCCUCUUGGAUAUAUGGUUGCUUGUGGGAUUUGAUUUUUUUUUUUUGUUGAUAAGUACGAGGUUUCGAGUCCAAGACCAUCUAUUUACAAUCUCUUCCACGUUACCACUUAACGGAACACUCCCCCGUGGGACUUGAUCUUAAUCAUCUUAGUUGCUCCAGGUUUCAUGAAUAUGCAAUUGGUAUUUUCUUUUUUAUUUUUGUUCUUUUUUUUUCUGGCCCUCUUGAUUUAGUGAACUUUCAAAAGGCUCAGUUCUAUAUUACUCCAGAUUUUUAAGCAGUCGAUGUAGGAGAACAAUGUACUCGAUCAUUAAAAGACGACCAUUUCUCCAAGAAAAUG
This is a messenger RNA of Coffea eugenioides, 2013 nucleotides long. Its product is annotated as CBL-interacting serine/threonine-protein kinase 20. The transcript has a single exon. Lineage: Eukaryota; Viridiplantae; Streptophyta; Magnoliopsida; Gentianales; Rubiaceae. Gene Ontology annotation, biological process: protein phosphorylation; signal transduction. Bases 270 to 1643 code for a protein of 457 amino acids. The record is from RefSeq and is a predicted model, not a curated record. Gene Ontology annotation, molecular function: protein kinase activity; ATP binding.